This is a messenger RNA of Maylandia zebra (zebra mbuna), 866 nucleotides long. NCBI's taxonomy places the organism in Eukaryota, Metazoa, Chordata, Actinopteri, Cichliformes, Cichlidae. The record is from RefSeq and is a predicted model, not a curated record.
AAGUUUCAGCAAUUGUUGAGGAGGAGAAGAUUCAGCACGCAGAGGUGCUUAAAAAAGUCAAGGAGCUUACAGCAGAGAGCUUUAAACUCUUGAAAGAGAAAUCCAUCCUGCAAUGCCAAGAGAGUGAACUCUGUCUUGAAGUACAAAACAUGAAGAGGGACAGCCAUGCAGCUAGCCAGGACAUCAUCCAACUCAAGGAGAAAGAAGAUCACCUGUCGAAGAAGUGCCAGCAGCUCAAGGUUCAGCUGAAUAACUACAGCCUCUUGCUGGCCAAGAAACAGGACCUGAGACAGCAGCUGAACUUGGAUUCUGAAGUGUGCAGUCAAAAGAAAGCUGAGGCAGCUCAGCUGGAGGCUGAGCUCCAGGAGGAGAUGAGUAGGAGGAGGCAACUCAAGGCAGACAUGGAGAAAGCAGCAAACAUUCUGAGACCUGCUGUGAUGGGCUUAGAGAAAUUCUCUGAGGCUCAGGGGAAGAUCCAGAAGCUGCGUGAGAUCCUGGAAAGCAACACAUCCCAUGGAACAGAGUCCGCUCUUUAUAAUUCCCCAGAGAAGAGCAGUCGAGGGCAGAAACUGCAGACAUCUGGCCCCAGAACAGUCAGCCCAGAGACUUUGAACCUUGGCACAGAUCCACUGUUUUUGUUGAGCCGCUACAGGCCGGGCGAUCUUGGCUUCUUACCUCGACCCAGAUGGAGGAAACCCGGCUGUCACAAGGCAUUGACCGCAGCCUCUGAUGAUAGGUCUAACCCAUCUGACCUGGCUUCUCGGGACACUCAUGCAGAAGCAGGACCUCCACCUCAUCAGUCUGCUGAACCCAAAUCCAGCAAGAAAAUAAAAAAACCUAGAAUUCUGUUCCUGCAUUUCCUCUAA